Metschnikowia bicuspidata var. bicuspidata NRRL YB-4993 is the source of this 1068-nucleotide messenger RNA. RefSeq lists its product as uncharacterized. Bases 371 to 904 code for a protein of 177 amino acids. NCBI's taxonomy places the organism in Eukaryota, Fungi, Ascomycota, Pichiomycetes, Serinales, Metschnikowiaceae. The record is from RefSeq and is a predicted model, not a curated record. The transcript has a single exon.
AAAUGAGUAAAUUAGUUUCUCUGAGCACUUGAGAUUUUUGUAGACUGCUCGGGACGAUAUUCGGACCCUGGGCACGUAGACUAUCUGAAUGUCCCUGAUGAAUUGCAAACUAGAGCGCUACAUGUUACUACGGCGAUCGUUGAACAGGGCUCCAAAAAACCAAAAUACCAAAAAAAAUCAGUUCUUUCGUUGCCUUUUAUUAUUAUUUCAGAGUACCGAGACGUCUUGCCAACUAUUGACCUAUGCAUGAUGCUCGCUUUUUUUCGUACCUCACUGUCCUGGCAGUAGACUUCAACCAGUUUCUAAAUGCCGGCUCUUAUUCGACUUUUCAAUCCAGCCCCCAACAAACGAAAAGACGUAACCAUCAAUUAUGGAAGACCUGAAACCUAACCAGAGGCUUCAUUUAUAUCCACAAGAGCGCUUGCAGACUGUGGGAGCCAUUGCGGCGAUGGCAGGCAGUGCACAGGGCUUUUUCAAUGGAGUGAAAUUAUCAUCUCUCCGGUAUCUCACGGAAAAUGCCCACCGGCUCCCAAAAACCGUUGGCGGUUGGUACUUUUAUCACAAAAAGAAAAACUACAUCAUGCUUUUAGCCGGAUUCAGGCAGGCGGCCACGUUAGCCAUUAAAUACUCCGCUGGUGCAUCUGCGUUUUUGGGUCUAGAGGCGGGCCUUGACUAUGUGCGUGGCACCACUGAUUUUCUCAACACAACAGCUGUAGGCACAGUGUCCUCCUAUAUUUUCGGAUCUGCCAAUCACAUGACGCGAGUGCAGAAAUGGAGUUUUGUCAAAAAGGGCUCGCUUUUGGCGCUCUGCUAUGGUAUGGCCCAGGACGCCUUGAUAUACGGCCGGGGCGGCAAUGUCUGGUAUACGAAAUUUGGGGCCGGCACCAGUAAUAUAAAAAUUUAGAGCCUUCACGAGCCGCAUAUAGGGAACAGGAAAGGCGACGCAGGUGAUUACUCUCACCUUAUUUAUCAUGUGAUCCAGGUCGACAGAUGCUAUACUUGGGGCACAUAUCUCGUGCUUACAAAGACUCUGGCAUAACCUGACUCACGCCAAAUAACAGAAGCACU